Monoraphidium neglectum is the source of this 729-nucleotide messenger RNA. RefSeq lists its product as hypothetical. The record is from RefSeq and is a predicted model, not a curated record. The coding region runs from base 1 to 729 and encodes 242 amino acids. The transcript has 5 exons. Lineage: Eukaryota; Viridiplantae; Chlorophyta; Chlorophyceae; Sphaeropleales; Selenastraceae.
AUGCACGCGCUGCUGGAGCAGAAGGUGCACCGCGUGCCUGCGGGCCAGGUCGUCCGCAACUGCGAGGCGGAGGAAGGCGGCGACAGCGUGGAGGACGAGGGCGCCGCCGCGGCGGCCACAGCGGCCGCCGCCAUGGCGAUCGACGCCGCGUUUGGGGCCCUGGCGGCGGGAGGAGAGGGGGGCGGCGGCGCGGUGCUGCGGGAGGCGGCGGCGCAGGGGCUGGAGUUGCAUGUAGUCCUCGAGGGCGACCACCUUGCCGCUGCGGCCCACGGCCUUACGACCGGCUUCGUACACGGCGCUGCUGCCAUGCCACGCGGCUGCGCGGACGGCGGCGGCGGCGCGGGUGGCGAGCCGGGCGCCGCGGGCGCAGGCAUGUUUGGCCUGUCUGAUGCGGACGUCGACGCGGCGGAGGCGCGCAUGCUGCGACUCGCGCUUGGCACCGCCGCGGGGCCGGCGGGCACGGUGGAGAACAAUGAUGAUGGCGGCGGCGCCGCCGCCGCGGCGGCAGGCGUGGUUUGGCGGAGCCUGGAGCGCGGCAGGCUGCAGGCGGCCUGCGGGGAGGGGCUGGCGGCGGCGACGGCGGAGCGGCAGCAGCUGCUCGCCGGCUUCGCGGCGCUGCUGCCGCCGCGCGGCGCGGAGGCGCACGCGGGGGGCGUGCUGGCGCGGCGACACAUGGAGCAGCUGCCCGAGCGGGUCCUGAGCCAGCCUCCCCCCAAGCCGCGCCACUGA